Molecule: messenger RNA, 895 nt
Organism: Bursaphelenchus xylophilus (pine wood nematode)
Lineage: Eukaryota; Metazoa; Nematoda; Chromadorea; Rhabditida; Aphelenchoididae
Source: the annotation of a GenBank genome assembly
AUGGGCGACGAAAUUCCCACCUUCAAGCUGGUCUUGGUCGGCGAUGGUGGUACCGGUAAAACCACUUUUGUAAAACGUCACUUGACUGGAGAGUUCGAGAAGAAGUACAUUGGUAAGGUUUAUAUUAUUUUGGUUUUGAGUUUUAGGGUCUUCAGUACUUUGAUAGCAAUAAGAGAUUGUGGAUCUGUGCAAUUUCUGAAAUAUUUUAAAUAACCAGUCGUAUGCCUUCUGGGUAAUAUAAUUUCUUCAUUUCCAGCUACCUUGGGAGUCGAAGUGCAUCCCCUCACUUUCCACACAACUCGUGGUCAAAUCAGAUUCAACGUGUGGGAUACAGCCGGUCAAGAGAAAUUUGGCGGGCUUCGUGAUGGAUACUACAUUCAGGGAAACUGCGCCAUCAUCAUGUUUGAUGUAACAGCCCGUGUAACCUACAAGAACGUCCCCAACUGGCACAGAGACUUGGUCCGUGUCUGCGAGAAUAUUCCCAUGGUAUUGGUUGGAAACAAAGUUGACGUGAAGGACAGGAAAGUCAAAGCCAAGAGCAUCACCUUCCACCGAAAGAAGAACUUACAGGUAUGGUAGAAAGUCUUGAUUUUUUUGGCGCGGUGGAACUAUUGUUUUCCGUUCCGUAAGCUUGAACACAAUUUUUGAGAGGUUGCCAUAUUAGCUUUGAUCCUUUUAGUACUACGACAUCUCCGCAAAGUCCAACUACAACUUCGAGAAGCCCUUCCUGUACCUAGCCCGAAAGUUGGUUGGAGAUCCAAACCUCGAAUUCGUCGCUAUGCCCGCCCUGGCCCCACCAGAGAUCCAGAUGGACCCAGCGAUGGUGAAACAGUACGAGAAGGAGGUGGAAGACGCUGCCAACGCCGAGCUCCCCGAUGACGACGACGAUCUGUAA